Messenger RNA from Orbilia oligospora ATCC 24927, 1167 nucleotides. RefSeq lists its product as uncharacterized. Bases 1 to 1167 code for a protein of 388 amino acids. The transcript has a single exon. NCBI's taxonomy places the organism in Eukaryota, Fungi, Ascomycota, Orbiliomycetes, Orbiliales, Orbiliaceae. The record is from RefSeq and is a predicted model, not a curated record.
AUGGGCUGGGGUUCAAAAAUCACAUCUGGAAUCAAAUCUGGAAUAUCCGGAGUCAAAAGCCUCUUCAGCUCUGGAUCUUCUUCAUUCUCUCCAAGCCCUCCCCCUCCCCCUCCUCCUUCAUCCCCACUACUAUCAGCACCACCAUCAAACCUACCACCACCGUCAGCACCACCACCACCACCAACAUCUGACACAAUGAAAGACCCCAAACUCAACAAACCCGCCAAAACCCUCAAGGACAUAACCAAAAUCCUAGGUGGUGGCAGCAACAGACGCGGAAAACACCACAACCGUCCCAACAGUGGCAUUUUCGGCGGCUUCGGCGGCAACAACGAUCAUGGCAACAGCAGCAAACAUAUGGGCAAAAAGGAUGACCUAAUAAUAGGCAUCAUAACCUGUCUGAUCGGACUAGUAGUCGUCUCCCUAGCCGUCUUCGCCCUCGUCAAUAAAUUCCGACAAAAGAGAGCUGCUGCCGCUGCUGCCGCUGGCACAGUCACAAAACGUGACGGUGCGGGUAUCAAGGAUAAUUCCAGUCAAGAUCUUGAUCUUGAGAGUGUUAGGGAUUUUCGUAGCGCUGAUACCGAUCAAGAACAAACCGGAUUUGUUACGGAUAGUUCGGUUGGAGUUGCUUUUCGUACUCAAAGUUUUAACAAUGAUGAGAAGUUGGGGUUUAUUAACGUUGGGGGAAGUGAGUUAAUGCCCCCCGGUACCGGUGGGUUUUGGGGUAAUUCAGAUCCUACAUUGUCAAUCGAAACCGCAGCUGCAAUGUCGGGAUCCGUGGGUUGUUCGAAUUGCGCACAGUAUGGUUCUACGGGGUGUGAAUCCUGUGCUGGAGGGAGUGAUUCACAUACUCCUGUUCCUGAGGGUAUAUCCGACCAGACUUGGAUACAGAAUAAUGCUGCGGCUGAAGCUGCUAUGCUUGAGGUUGCACCGUCUAGUCCUAUGACGGUUGUUUUGCCGGGUAUGCAGCUACCUGAAGUUCAGACUUCGACUGGUAAUUUUGUCGAUGCGGAGGAAACUAUUGGGAUCGCGAAUGGGGGGCAGGAUGUUCCUGCUACGGAGAAUACGUAUGGGGCCGGUACUACUGGUAUUAGUCUUGAAACUCCUAGUCUUGAUCUUCAGCCUUCGGAGGAGUUUAAUGCUGAGAGUAUAUUAAGACUUAGCUGA